Messenger RNA from Fundulus heteroclitus (mummichog), 1325 nucleotides. RefSeq names its product VPS28 subunit of ESCRT-I (gene vps28). NCBI's taxonomy places the organism in Eukaryota, Metazoa, Chordata, Actinopteri, Cyprinodontiformes, Fundulidae. Gene Ontology annotation, biological process: protein transport to vacuole involved in ubiquitin-dependent protein catabolic process via the multivesicular body sorting pathway. The transcript is spliced from 10 exons. The record is from RefSeq and is a predicted model, not a curated record. Gene Ontology annotation, cellular component: ESCRT I complex. Gene Ontology annotation, molecular function: protein-containing complex binding. The coding region runs from base 117 to 788 and encodes 223 amino acids.
CCGGAGGCACGGAGGGCACCUAUUGUUUUGACGUAUGCUGGUCCUCGUCUGAGGGCGUGUUUACAUUGAUGUCAUAGCAGCUCCUCGGGCGAAUCAACUUCUGAUACAUCAGCAUCAUGUUCCAUGGGAUAGCAGGCAGCGGAGGAGUGGGGGCAGCUCCGGCUAAUAAACCUGAGUUGUACGAGGAAGUUAAACUUUACAAGAAUGCGCGGGAACGAGAAAAGUACGACAACAUGGCCGAGCUGUUUGCUGUUGUAAAGACCCUGCAGGCAUUGGAGAAGGCAUACAUCAAAGACUGUGUAUCCCCCAAUGAGUACACGGCUUCCUGCUCCAGACUUUUGGUUCAGUAUAAAGCCGCUUUCAAACAGGUGCAAGGCUCUGACGUGGGCUCCAUCGAUGAAUUCUGCAGGAAGUACAGACUCGACUGCCCACUUGCUAUGGAGAGGAUCAAGGAAGAUCGGCCGAUUACCAUCAAAGACGACAAGGGCAACCUGAACCGUUGCAUUGCAGAUAUAGUUUCUCUCUUCAUCACUGUUAUGGACAAGCUGAGACUGGAGAUCAGAGCCAUGGACGAGAUCCAACCCGACCUGAGAGAGCUGAUGGAAACCAUGAACAGAAUGAGCAACAUGCCUCCAGACUCGGAGGCUAAGGACAAAGUAAACCUGUGGUUGACGACCCUCAGCGGCAUGUCUGCCUCAGACGAGCUGGAUGAUAAUCAGGUUCGCCAGAUGCUCUUCGAUCUGGAGUCGGCCUACAACGCCUUCAACCGCUUCCUCCACUCCUCCUAAAGUUUCCGUCUGUCAUAUGUUAACUUGUGGAUCUCUGGAGAAGUUAAAGAUAAAACGCUACUUUUCCCUUCUUGUCCUGUUGGGGGGGGUAAAUGUAUAUCUGGACGUUUUUUCACGCGCUCUCUUACCCCCGUUCUUUAAGGCUGUAUUCUGUCUUAUUUAAUUAAGUUAGGCGCAGUUUACGUUCCCACGACUUGUAAUAUCCCAAGUUUCUAGUAAAUCAUGCUGCCUGCUGCCUUCCGCAUCUUUUUGGCUCUUUAUUUUGGCCACGGCAGAGCAGUUUACAAGUUUGGCAGAGCAAUUAACAAAGACUAAUUUCUGAGGAAAGUCCAGCAAAGUCUAUACAUUACUCUAAAAGCAUCCCAUAUGUUUGAAAGCCUUUGGGUUUGUUCUGUUUGUUGUUUUUCCAUCUCGUACAGAUUUGUUUUUGUUGGUAUGUCUUUUAAAAUCAUCCCUGGAACGAAAGUUGCAGUCUUAGGCUGCUGUUCUUAUAUGUCAUCACUUCUCAGCAAAAGAUGAUUAAAUUAUCAGAUGCAA